This is a messenger RNA of Geodia barretti, 3611 nucleotides long. The record is from the annotation of a GenBank genome assembly. Lineage: Eukaryota; Metazoa; Porifera; Demospongiae; Tetractinellida; Geodiidae.
CCACAUCCGCACACAUUUUGCUUUAUAUAACGACAGGACGGUACAGCUACUGCAAUCGUCGGAUCAAUAAACUUACACGGCGGACCAGAGCAUUGUCAACCUUCUACGAUGGCGCAUUGGACAACUUUCAUACUCCUAGUGCCGCUGAUCGCGGCACAGACUCCGAGGGAUUGCCCCUCCAGGGCUAGUAUUUUUCAAGACGUCUGCGCACAACAUGAUUUCCAGAGUUUGACUGCAUUCAGAAGGGAUACCAGGUUGCAUCACAACGCAUCCCUCGUUCGUGGAGACACUUUCGCUCCCGUCCCCCUUUUCGAACAGGCACCCCGGUUUGCGAGGUGCGUCUCGUCCUGUGUAGAUAUCGACCGCAGAAACGUUACGUGGUGUGUGAGGCUGGUGUAUUUCGGUGAGGCCAUUGAGGCUUGUGUUUCCCUUGGGGGUGAGGAUCAGCUUCAUAUUAGCAGCACCUGCAACAUGGCAGCACUUAAUCUGCACCUGGAGGACCAUCUCAGUUUGCCACCAAACGAUGAAUGUAUUUUUGGUCCUGGUUGUCUUGGACUCACUAACCUCAACUGGUUGUUCCGGGAUGCCUAUCUUACAUGUAUAUCUGAGACUGAGAACUGUCGUGAUGUAAGCAAUGCCAGGAUUCUCUCUUCUAGUAAUUUGGUUCAACCGCCAAAUAUUGAAACGUUUACAGUAUUACCCAUGAGAAUUCAACCAGCGGACCGGAUUAUAAUUUCUGCAGUAAUUACCUCUAGUUCACCUACUGUCCAUAUUACAUGGGCUCAUGGUAAUGUCACCUAUGAUCUCCCUUCCAAACAAAAUCCAAUUUGCAGCCACGCUAAGGAUCAAGUAUGUGUAGACCUAAAACAGCAUGUAACCACUUUCAGAGUUUCUAGUACUAGCACUGACUGUGCAUCACUCACGCGGAUUGAAACCUAUCUGAUAGUUGACAAUGCCACUCUGAGUGAUGCUGGGACAUAUGUGCUCAAUGCAACUGCUCAUUUUGUAAAACCUCAAGUAAAGACCAAGGCAAUCAACGUCACUGUUGAAUGCGAUGAGAGUCAGUUGUUUAAGGCCGCAUGCUCCGAAUCGAAUAUUGUGAAAGACCAUGGGAGCAAUGCAGGAUGGCAAUGCAGUUUUAAUGCCCCACACAACUCUUCCAUAAGCGUAGCUUUUAACGAUACAUUUGUGGUGCCCAAAAAUAACCUGGGUGAAAAAAAAGGUCUUGGUGAGAUCUGUACGUCAGGGAAGCCAAGUGCCACAUAUACUGUGAUGGAAGAGCAACAUGUGUGUGACAGCAAGUACACAGUCGUGGUGGUUGUGUGCUCAGCUGCGGAAGAGGUGGUGGGCAACUAUUUUGUUUUAUGGGGGCAAGGAAACGUCACAGAAGGGAGCGGAGUCAGCUUUAAACUCACUUCUUCCUCUGCUCUAUCAACUUCAUCAGCUGCUGGAAAGAGUAGUGUGUCACCAGCUGCCUAUAUUGUUCCUGUGGCACUUCUCGUCCUCGCUCUUUUUGGCAUCAUUGUUGCCAUUAUAAUUGUUAUCCGAGCAAGGAAAAGGAAACGUGUUCUUGCCCACCUGCGAAGUCCAGACCCACUAGUCGCCCCAGAGGCGGCAUACCGCAAGAAGAGCGACCUGUUUUCCCCUGUAUCUCUACUGUCUCCACAAUCGGCCAGGGCUGCUUUCAAUGAUCCUCUCGAAUUUCCUCGCAAUAGGCUCUACAUCUAUACUAACAAAGUGCUGGGUGAAGGAUCAUUUGGCAGAGUGCUUCAAGCCAAGGCUGAUGGCAUUGUUCCAGACUUGCCAAACAGGAAUUUAGUGGCCAUUAAAACAACCAAAGACAAUGCAACCAGUGUUGAGAUAGAGGAGCUACUGGGAGAACUGGACCUGAUGAGGAACAUGACACCUCAUGAGAACAUCCUUAACCUCCUCGGCCAAUGCACUACCCCAGGUAGGGUAGUAUAAUGUGCCAAGGCACUGAAUGUUUAAGGGCCAGACAUGAAACUACUACAAACAGCUUCCUCUGAUGUCAUUAAUAGGAAGCCUUCUUGUUCCUUUACUAGCCUGCCAGUCUUCAUUGGUUUCCUGUAGCGUGUGAUGUCAUGUUUGUUUCCUGUUCAGGAGGCCCUGUGUGUCUGAUUGUGGAGUACGCCAGGUAUGGCAACCUUCGUGACUUCCUGCGGCAGUGUGAAGAAGUAGUGCUCUCACUCAACCACAAACCACACAUUCCUAGAAGCAAGUAAGUGUGUGAGUACUCUAGGCCAAGUUUACAUUAUACUCCUUGUGUUCCCACUUGGUCACUUGCAGAUCUCGCACGAGGACAUUUUCUUCAUCGAGCUUUAGUUCCACUCAUCCACUGAUGUUGCGACAGAAUUCAUCCGUGUUCACACCUGGGAGUGCACAUCACCACGCUGUUUUCUCAUUUCCCUCUCCUCCAUCUCACAAAAUGAGCAAUAGCAGCUCUAGCAGCACUACAGAGAGCAAGGCUGCUGCUCAUCAUCCUAGCACAGCAGUACCUCUUGCACACUCUGUGGCUCCAAUAGGCCACGAUUACAUCAACUCAAAGGGCCUUGUUUACAUGGAGGACGUGCACAACUUUGCCCUCCAAAUUGCAUGUGGACUUCAGCACCUUGCUAGUAUGGAGGUAUGUACUCAAGCAAUGCAAUGAAUCUAAUUAAAGGUGCUGAGUUAUGACUGUACUUAUAUGCGUGGGUUCACUGACUUCCUGUUUGCAGAUAGUGCACUGUGACCUGGCAGCUAGAAAUGUGCUGAUAGCUGAAGGGUUUGUUUUGAAGAUUGCUGACUUUGGUCUGGCCAGAGACAUCAGUGGAAGAGAAAUGUACAAGAAGAAUCCGAGGGUAUAUACAUUAGCUAUACAAAAGGCAUAAUAAAACAACUCAGUAACAUUUCCUUGUCACAGGGCAAGAUACCAGUGAAAUGGACAGCACCAGAAGCAUUGGAGCACAGAGUAUUCACCAAAAAAAGUGAUGUAUGGUCUUUUGGCGUUGUACUCUGGGAACUCUUUACCUAUGGUCACAGUCCCUAUCCUGAUCUGCACCUUGGACAAUCUUAUGAUACAAUCAUCUCCUACCUGAAGGAAGGGAACAGAAUGGCUCAGCCAGACAGCUGCUCUGAUGAGUUCUAUGAACUGAUGCUGAAGUGCUGGUCUUUGGAUCCUGAUGAGCGACCGACACCCAUUGACAUUGUAGCCACUCUCACACCACUCGAUGGACCUUCUCUUCCAGACAGCAGUGAUGUUUCUGAAGUGCGUGAAGAGGACUGCAAAACCAAUGGUGUGACACCAAAUGGCAAUACCUACAAUCAGUGAACAGCAAACAUGAAAUUGGCAAUGUAUUUUGAUUUUUUAGGCACUAACAAACGACAAGAGAAAAUGGUCAUUCUUGCGCGUGCGCACGUUCGGGGCAGUCUAGUUAUUGCGCAUGCGCUGCGGCUACGGUAGGUGCUCUAGCCUUGCGUUCCAAUCGCUCCUUGUCGUUAUGAUUUGCACGUAUAUAUAGCUAUUAGCAUGAGCACUCCUGCCAGCGCAAGCUCUAGCUAUGAUUUUUAAUAUGAUCGAUCGUUCGUAAGUAAGUAUGCCGUCUGUCUGCCAC